GGUUCAUGCCAGGAAACUAAAAGGGAGGGACUCAAGCUCAACUUUCAAAACCCUUUUGAGUAGAGUAUGUGUUUUUGGAAAGUUAGGCGUGGAAAUGCCAAAAUUGAUAAAGGAAGUGAAGAGGGUAUUAUAAUUAGAAACGACCUAAUUACCAUAGUGAUAAAAGAAGACGAUACUCCACUCCCACCUAAUAUAUGAAAACUUGAUUUCCAUAUAUAUAUAUAUCCACUUGUUCAACCAAAUAAGUUGUCCAUUCUCAUCACAUUUACACAAAAGUAAAAAAACACAACAAAAAAAAAAUAAAAAUAAAAAAACAAACCAAUUAAAAUGUUUGGAACGUUGUCGGAAGAAGUUGAAGUCAAGGUUGCAGCAAACAAAGCCUGGCGGCUUUAUAACUCACUCGAGCUUGGAAAACUCGUCGCUAAGCAUUUCCUUGAUAAACUCGAAGUCAUUGAAGGUGAUGGUGGUGUUGGUACUAUUCUCGAGCUUACAUAUAAACCUGUUGAAGUCAAGGUUGCAGCAAGCAAAGCCUGGAAGCUUUAUAGCUCACUGGAGCUUGGAAAACUUGUUGCUAAACAUUUUCUUGAUAAAAUAGAACUCGUUGAAGGUGAUGGCGGUGUUGGUACUAUUCUCAAGCUUACAUAUAAACCCGAGUAUGGUAUUUCGCCGUACAAAGAGAAGUUCACGAAGAUCGAUAAUGAUAAAAUGGUGAAAGAAGUCGAGAUUGUAGAAGGAGGGUUUCUAGAUAUUGGAUUUACACUUUAUAGAGUGAGGUUUGCGAUUAAAGCAAACCCAAAUGACGAAUUCACGGAUGAAUCUUGUAUCGUGCAAUCAACGAUUGAGUAUGAGGUAAAAGAAGAGGCACUUUCAAAUGUCUCUUUGGUCACCAUGGAGCCACUGAUGAUCGUUAUGAACGUUGCUAACCAACAUCUCAUAAAUUCUAGUUAAGCGCUAUAGCAAUUAUAUCUAUUUUUAAUUUUUCUUUUUUAUCUAAGUAAUAUAACGUGACAUAAGUGAAUGGAGGAUCAAACACGUACUUUUGUUA
Molecule: messenger RNA, 1045 nt
Organism: Erigeron canadensis
Lineage: Eukaryota; Viridiplantae; Streptophyta; Magnoliopsida; Asterales; Asteraceae
Product: norbelladine synthase-like
Exons: 3
Coding region: 328-948 (206 amino acids)
Biological process (GO): defense response; abscisic acid-activated signaling pathway
Cellular component (GO): cytoplasm; nucleus
Molecular function (GO): protein phosphatase inhibitor activity; abscisic acid binding; signaling receptor activity
Source: RefSeq, a predicted model, not a curated record